AUGAAUGAAAACGAUAAUUUACAUAUUCAAAAUGAAAUAAAAGAAGAGACUGUAAGAAAUAGUAAUAAUGGUAAAAAUAAAGAGAAUAAUUUCAUUAAAAAACGAAGAGAAAAAGAAAUAAAUGAUAUGAAUUACGAGCUAAAUAAUAAGACUAUAGAAAAUGAAAUUUACUCUAGUAAUAUAAAAUUAUUUUGUAAAUUAAAAAAAAAAUAUUUACAUAUUAGAAAAAAGAAUAAAAUAUCACUACAAAGUAAAAAAAGAAAAAGAAAAAAAAAGCAUUUAUGUAAAACUUUUUUUGAUUUAACAUCAAAAUCAUUAAUAAAUAUAACUAAUUAUGUGAAUAAACAAUAUAAUCAAAUGAAAUAUUUUUGUAUAAAUUCUGCUACCAAUAUAAAAAUUAAGCACUUCAUAUAUAUAUUAAUAAUAUAUAUAUUGAUAAAUAUAACAUUAUUCAUCUUUUCUACAUUUGUAUAUUUCUUUUUAUAUUUUUACAUAAUACCCCAGAAUAAAUACACAUAUCCUAUUGAUUUUUCUUUAGUUAAAAACCCAAUUGAAGAUUACUUAAAAAAUAAAAAUAAUAGUAACAACAAAGCAAAUUUUAUGAAUGAAUCAAAAAUUUCUAGUUUGAACAAAAGUGAAGAAUUAUACCUGAAUCAUUUAAAUUCUAUUAAAAGAGAAAUUUUAGAUAGUAUAAAUAAUAAACAUACUCAUUGUUUCUCAGAAAAGUUUCCUGAAAAUAGCAAUUUUCCUUUUUUAAAUAAAAAUAUAAGUUAUUCAAAUAAUGAAAAAUUAUUUACUUUUGAUAAUGAAAUGGAGCAUAAAAAUAUGCGAAAUAACAUAUUAACAGGAUAUAUAAAUUUUCAAAAUAAUUUAAGUGAAAGUUCAUAUUUUAAUAAACAUUUUUUUUAUAAAUUUUUUAUGCCUUUUUUUAAAAAUAAAAAAAAUAUUCUGAAAAUAAAAAAAGGUUAUAAAAUUGAUGUUCUUCUGAAUUUCUCAUAUAUAAAUAACGAAUACAACGAUAAAUUAUAUUUCAUUCAACUAGUAACUGAAAUAUUUAAUAAAAAUAAUAAUAUUCUUUUAAGAAAAGAAAAGUUAUAUAUUAAUAAUAAAAAUUAUGAGUUUAUAAAAAAAUUACAUUUAUUUUUUAAUACUCCAUUUUAUUUUUUUAAUGUGCAUAAUAAUCAAACUAAAGAAAUACUCUUGGUAAAUGACUAUGAAUAUGUUACAGAUUUCAGUAAAAUUCAAAUAUAUAUGAAUCCCCCAAUUCAAAUAUAUAAAGCAUACGUAGUUAUAUUAGUAUAUGUUAAUUUUAUUUAUUAUUAUAUGCAUAAAUACCCAUUUUUAUUUUUUUAUAUUUUUGUUUUCAUUUUGUCAUCAUUCCUAAUUUUUAUCAAUACUAUCUUUUUUUUUUUUGUCUUAUGCUAUUAUUUCUUGAUUAAUUAUUAA
Molecule: messenger RNA, 1446 nt
Organism: Plasmodium relictum
Lineage: Eukaryota; Apicomplexa; Aconoidasida; Haemosporida; Plasmodiidae
Product: conserved Plasmodium protein, unknown function
Exons: 1
Coding region: 1-1446 (481 amino acids)
Biological process (GO): lipid storage
Source: RefSeq, a predicted model, not a curated record